Calliphora vicina (urban bluebottle blowfly) is the source of this 1077-nucleotide messenger RNA. RefSeq lists its product as uncharacterized. Bases 1 to 1077 code for a protein of 358 amino acids. The record is from RefSeq and is a predicted model, not a curated record. Lineage: Eukaryota; Metazoa; Arthropoda; Insecta; Diptera; Calliphoridae. The transcript has 3 exons.
AUGGAGAAGAAGAUCCUCGCCUUCUUUCUGCUUUCUGAUGUGGCCUCUGAAGAGUUGACCAAAUUCGCAAUGGUCUCCACUGCGGUCUCUGAAGGUUUUAAACUUAAUAUAGAAUUUCCAGGUGACGAAGAAGAAGAGGAUGAAAUUCAAGAAGAUUUCACAAUGAACAUGAUUCAUCUUCUAACGCAUCGUAGAAGCGUCCAUUUAGGAUUACCUAAAUCGUCAGACUGGAGGCAUAACGUUUUAAAUAAAUUCGAUGACAAUAGGUUUAAUCAAAUGGUACGAUUAAAUCCAGAAGAAUUUGCCCACGUCCUUGACCUUAUCCAAAAUGAUGAAGUUUUUCAAACAAUUUGCCACAAAUCCCAACUUCCAGUUGAGCUACAAUUAAAAAUUGUUCUGUAUCGACUAGGCUCCUCUGGCGAUGGAGCUUCCGUACGCAAGGUAGCUUCACUUUUUGGAAUUGGUGAUGGCGGAACAAUUCAAAAUGUUACAAGACGCGUAUUCAAAGCCAUUUUAAAACUCAAAAACAAUGUUUUAUAUUGGCCAGGUGAAUUAGAAAGAUCUCAAUUGGUUUCAGCAACGAAAAGCGAAUUGCCAGGAUGUGUUGGCUAUAUCGAUGGCUGUGAAAUUAAAUUGGCUGAAGCACCUACAAACAAUCAUGAGCUGUAUUUUUCUCGUAAACGCCAAUAUUGCCUUAAAAUUCAAGCUGUUUGCGAUCACAAAUUGAGCAUAAGACAAGUAACUAUUGGUUACCCUGGAAGUGUCCACGAUGCCAAAAUAUUUUCAAAUUGUCCUAUAGCAAAACAUCCUGAACGAUACUUAUCUCACGGUCAAUGGCUAGCAGGUGAUAGCGCGUAUCCUAUUAAGCAAUAUUUACUUACCCCGUUUAGACGAAAUAGUACUGCUCAUACUAGAGAAGCAAGAGAAAAUUUUAAUAAAUAUUUCUCUAAAUAUCGAGUUCGAAUCGAAAACUGCUUUGGUCUUCUAAAAGAAAAGUUUGGCAGUUUAAAAGAACUGAAAUUUAGAUUGCUGAAUGAAAAAAAUAAGAAGGAAUGCAAUAAUUGGAUUAUGAUGUAA